AUGGACGUGACUUUCAUGAGGGAGAAUGGAGAAUCUUUCACAAUGGAAGUUGGAUUCUUUGACACAUUCUUGGAAGUGAAAAAGAAGAUAGAAAAAUACCAUAACAUUCCCAUUUCAAAGCAAUUAUUGUUCUUCAAUAACCAACUUUUCAAAGAUGAUGAAAUCAUACUACAAACCGAUCUCACUAUCACUUCAACCAUUCACCUCAAAGAUCACCAACAAGUUUCAAAUGCUUACGUCUCAAUGCCAAACAAUGCAACAGCGCCUCUGCAGCCAGAGAAUGCACCGGUAACAGUGCCGGUGAUGCCAACAUUGUCAAAGAAAUUGAGUUUGAAUGUGGUUCCAAUGGCUAUUAGAGGGAAAGGUGCUUUCUUGGUUAAAGAAAUAGAAUCUUGUGCUAAAGUGAGUGAGUUAAAGAAGUUUCUUGAGGGUUCCAACAUGUACAGCAAUGUUAUUCCUGAAGAUCGGUGUUAUUUUUUCAUUCAUAAACAGAGUGUUAUGUAUGAAGAUCAGUCGUUUGAGUGGCACGGCGUCAAGGAGGACGACACCAUUGAACUCUUUGAUGGACAGGUUCUUGAUUGA
Trifolium pratense (red clover) is the source of this 582-nucleotide messenger RNA. RefSeq lists its product as uncharacterized. The transcript has a single exon. Gene Ontology annotation, molecular function: proteasome binding; polyubiquitin modification-dependent protein binding; ubiquitin binding. Gene Ontology annotation, cellular component: nucleoplasm; cytosol. Gene Ontology annotation, biological process: proteasome-mediated ubiquitin-dependent protein catabolic process. The record is from RefSeq and is a predicted model, not a curated record. Bases 1 to 582 code for a protein of 193 amino acids. NCBI's taxonomy places the organism in Eukaryota, Viridiplantae, Streptophyta, Magnoliopsida, Fabales, Fabaceae.